Messenger RNA from Rotaria sp. Silwood2, 1794 nucleotides. Lineage: Eukaryota; Metazoa; Rotifera; Eurotatoria; Philodinida; Philodinidae. The record is from the annotation of a GenBank genome assembly.
AUGGAUGCAAGUAAUAACAAUGCGUCUACUAUUAGUCAAAGUUCAGAGACAACAACAAAUACAAUACUUAAAUUAACUAUUAAAACACCAAAAGAAAAAAAGGAUAUCGCAAUUGAUGUCACUUCAACUGUUAAACAAUUGAAAGAUUUAGUGGCUAAUGAAUUUAAUACAUCAAUUGAUCAAAUUUGUCUUAUAUAUUCGGGUAAAAUUCUAAAAGAUGAUGAAGAUCUUAAAAAACAUGAUUUAAAAGAUGGUGUUACUGUUCAUUUGGUUAUUCGAGCACCAAAAUCAGAUACAACAACAAAUGAUUCUACUAGGCCAACAUUUUCUAGAACUCAACGCGAACCUCCUACUCAUCCAACUCCAACUCAACCACCAAAUCCAACUGGUACUUUUCCAUUUGGACUUGGUGGUAUUCCUGGUAUGGAUAAUUUAAAUUUUACUGAUAUGCAACAACAGCUUCAACAACAAAUAAUGACUAAUCCAGCACAACUUCGUCAAUUAAUGGAUAGUCCUGUUGUACAGAGUAUAACAAGUAAUCCUGAUUUAUUACGUUCAUUAUUACUUAGUAAUCCGCAAAUUCGUGAUUUAAUGGAGCGUAACCCUGAAAUAUCACAUUUACUGAAUAAUCCUGAUUUACUUCGACAAACAAUGGAAUAUGCUCGGAAUCCAACAGCAUUACAAGAACUUAUGCGUAAUCAUGAUCGAGCUUUGAGUAAUCUUGAAAGCAUUCCAGGUGGUUUCAAUGCUUUACAACGUAUUUAUCAUGAUGUACAAGAACCAAUGUAUUCAGCAGCACAAGAACAAUUUGGUAAUAAUCCAUUUGCACAAUUACUUACUGGCAAUGGUAGUAUUGAAUUUUUUUCUUCUUCUUCUUCUUUUCUUAUAUUAAUGUUAUUUCUCUAUCAUAUAGAUAAUACAACAGCAUCACGUACUGAAAAUACUGAUCCAUUACCAAAUCCUUGGGCACCUCGCAAUACUGCUGCAACUCCUCGUCAAACACAACAACCAUCUACUAAUACAACAACUACUCAACAACAACAACAACAGCCAGCAGAUUCAGCAUUGCCAACUAAUACUACUGGUAGUUCACCUAAUUUAAUAUCUCCAAUGAUGCAAAAUUAUAUGUCACAAUUAACUCAAAAUCCUCGUUUACUUGAAAGUGUUCUUAAUGCACCACAUAUGCAACCAUUAAUGGAUUCACUUGUUGCCAAUCCAGAUAUAUCAAGACAAAUGGUUGCAAAUAAUCCAAUGUUUGCUAAUAAUCCUGAAUUACGUGAACAAAUGCUUAAUGCUUUACCAACUAUGAUGGAACAAAUGAGAAAUCCUGAAGUACAAGCAUUAAUGCAAAAUCGUGAAGCACUUGAAGCUAUACAACAAAUACAAGAAGGACUUCAACGUUUACAUGCAGCGUCACCUAACCUCUUUCAAGCUGGUGGUUUACCAGCUAGUCUUCGUUUUGGUUCAACUGGUCUAUCACCACCAACUAAUACGGGAACUACACCGUUGUCAUCAUCAACUGCUCAAUCGACAUCAACAAAUCCACCAUCAAGAACAGAUACUGGUAAUGCACCAUCGUCAAAUGAUCCAAAUAAUUAUGCAAAUGUAUUCGCCCAAAUGUUAAAUAUGAUGUCGAAUCAAAAUAUUAAUAUACCACCGGAUCAACGUUAUGCUGUUCAAUUAGAACAACUUGUUUCAAUGGGUUUUACUAAUCGUGAAGCAAAUUUGCAAGCUUUAACAGCAACAAUGGGAGAUGUAAAUGCGGCAAUUGAACGGCUUCUUUCACAACAUUAA